Plasmopara halstedii is the source of this 4290-nucleotide messenger RNA. RefSeq names its product WD40/YVTN repeat-like-containing domain. Lineage: Eukaryota; Oomycota; Peronosporomycetes; Peronosporales; Peronosporaceae. The record is from RefSeq and is a predicted model, not a curated record. The transcript has 4 exons. Gene Ontology annotation, molecular function: protein binding. The coding region runs from base 1 to 4290 and encodes 1429 amino acids.
AUGGAUGGGACUGUUGAUAACUUGGAGAAAUCGCAACAGAACGAGCUUGCUCUGUACGCAAGUAUUGACGAAAACACUGAACCAAAUCUACAUCUCACUCCGACCUAUGUGCUGGGUUUUCGGUCAUGUGGUCGUACAGUCAUCGAAUUUGUUAGUGAAAGCAGGGUGAUAUAUCCAGUGGCGCACCAUUUGGUCAUCUACAAUCUAGAAAAUCGAUCCAUGGAAUUCUUUUAUCAUGUUCAUCAUGUCAAGAGCGUCCAGUGCUUUCGGGUUUCGCCGAAUCUCGAGCUUUUAGCUGUAGCAGAAAUUUAUCAACAGGAUGUUGAAAAUUCGCUACAUAAAGCUAUAAGCCCGGUGAACGCAUCCUUACUACCAAUGUUGGCUUCGCAUGGGUCCGAUGUGACUUUAAGAAGUAUGCUUGGAAACCAAGAGAGUCAUGCAAUAGCAAUUUAUAAUUUGGGCACAAAGACUCGGGUAAAAACCAUACCUCUUUCUGUGAAAUCUAGUGUUGCUUCGUGCAGCUUUUCUGCCAACAACAAAUAUUUAGCGGUUCUUGAGGAUGCUCCAUACCACAAUCUAACCUACUGGAAAUUGAGUGAGCCAAAACUUGUGGCUUCUUGCAAAUGCCCAAGUCGUGGCACGCGAAUUUACAUUAGUCCAAAUAAUAACAGGUUCAUAUCAAUCUCAGGGCCAGCAUAUCUGAAGUAUUGGAUCAGGAGCAACAAGGACACUAAAUUGUCCAAUUUUGUAACCAAAGGCAAGGAUCAAGAACAAUACGUAGACCACACGUGGGUGAAAGAGCACAUGAUCGCUCUUGCGGAAUAUGGCCUAAUACUUUGCUUUCGUCUGACGGCUGAUGUACCUGAUCUCAUUCAUUCAUUCCGGUGUCACCAGCCUUCCCACGUACGUAUGGAAUGUGUCACGGGCCACGAAAAAGGCUUCGUACUUGGAGGCUCGGCAGGGUUUUUUGGUAUUUACGAGGCAUUGGAUGAUCCGAAAGACCCUUUUUCCCUCGUUCGUUCGGUGUCGGUCGGUGAUGUUGCAUUUGAAUGCAUAACGGUGUCACCCAGUACGGAAACAAUCAUAGCUUGCCUUAAAAAUCAAAGCUUGGUUACCGUUUCAAUGAAUGCUAUUGACAAUGGACAGGAAGACAGAUUUGAGUUUCGAGAGAUGUUUCGGCACGGUCACCAAGUUGGAUCCGUUGUACAAGUGGAUGUGUGCGUGCAGCGUUCGAUUAUUGCGACUUGUGGUACAGAUAAGACUGUUCGAGUUUGGAAUUUCGAGCUGAAAUACUAUGAGCUCUCUCAUCAUUGUCUUGAAGAACCGACCGCUAUUGCGUUACAUCCAUCCGGAUUUAUUCUGGUCGUUGCAUUUAAGGAGCGCGUGCGUGUUUAUCAGAUCUUGCAUGAUAGUCUGAGCCAACUUAAAGAGCUGAGUUUCAAGGCCUGUCGCUUCAUUCGAUACGCACAUGGUGGUCAUCUGUUUGCUUGUGCAUCUGGUCUUACGGUCAUAGUUUUACACGCUUACUCAUUGGACAUUGUCCACGUACUUUCUGGUCAUGUUGGCGCUGUACGGUGUUUAGAUUGGAGCUGGGACGAUAAGCACCUCUUUUCGGCAGCUCAUGAUGGCGCUAUCUACCGCUGGGAUACGAGUACGGGAUCACGAAGCGAAGAAAUGCAGCACAUUGCAAAGCAGUGUCAUUAUGCCGCAUUUGUCGUGGGAACUGAACCUAGUAUUGUGGUCGCUUCUGGAACCGAUGGGAAGAUCCGUGAGGUUGUCGCAAGGGAGGAGUCAAGAAGUUUUGAUCUGCCUACUGGGGUGGUAAUUACAUCUAUGGCGUUAACAAAAGAUUGUCAGCGGCUUUUUGUCGGUACGAAGGCAGGAUACAUAGAAGUUUAUACGUGGCCGAUACGCAACAAAAGCGUCGCUAAGUAUUACGCCCAUGCAGAAGGAAUUUUGCAUCUUCGCGUGACAGACGACAAUGAACAACUCAUAACAUGCGCAGAGGAUGGCAGUGUGUGCAUUUUUUACAUUUUGAGGAGUGGCUUGCAACGUCAAAAACACAUCGGAAUAUCUUUUGCUAAGCCAGAGUCAUCGUCAGUUUUAAUUGAGCGUAGAAAGGCCGGCGGAUCCUACACUGAUGCUGUAUUGAUAGCCCGCGAAGAUCUCGAAGAACGGCGCAUUAAGGUGUUGGAGUGGCAACAACGGUACGACAAAGCAACAGCAGACAUUGAGUUUGCACUACAUCGGAAAGAAAAUGAAUGGAUUAAUCGGUUGCAUGUGCUGAAAGAGGAGUCUGAGCAUCUUGUUAUUCAGGAAAGAGUGCGUUUUGAAGAACUAGAAGCAUGCCAUCAGCUUGCAACGCGAAAGCAUAAUGAAGAGCUCAAAAAAGUUGAAGCGCAUCACGUCAAGAUGAUGCAAGAAAUUGAAAAUCAAUAUGAGCGAAAGCUUGCUCAAGAGAUGGCUCGAUACGACACCUUAUCCGAGACGUUAGAAAAGACGCGGCAACGUUGUGAAUCACUUGUGGAGGCUCACGACAGUCAAAGUCGAGAUGUGUUGCAUGCAGAGCGAAUGACAGCCUAUACACGAGCAAAGGAGCAGAAUGACAUUAUCAAAAGGCUGCAUGAAGAUGUGAAAUACAACCACGAUAAAUUCAAAGAAGUUUUACAUCAAGAAGAGAUUGAUAACGAACACGAAGUGCAAAAGAUGCGAGCCGAAUUUGUUGAGCAGUUGGAAUCUGAGCGUCGGAAUACGGCAGUGAAACAAGGACAGGUAAGUGCUGCAAAUACGAAGCUUGAGUCUCUUCGGAAAAAAUUGCAGGAACAAAAGGCUUUGUCACAUGCUCGCGAUGUGCUUUUGACUACUGAGCAAGCGAAAUUAGUACGUCUGGAGGAAACAUUGACAAAUUACGAACAACAUUUCGAAGGUUGUCGCGCUCAGAGUCAUGACAAGGAUAGAACAAUUGAUGACCUGAGGUCGGAUAACCGCGUACUGACGAGUUUUCGUUCAGUUCUUUCUCAUCGCAUCGACGGUCUAGAAACCAAGCAGGCUCCGCUACAAAAACAUUUGCGCUUGAUGGAAGGGAAAAUAAGUGAGAUUCAACAUGAGCUGGCUGAUGAAUUUCUUUCUAAAUCAGACAAUCGGAAAGAAAUGGAGACUAAAGAUUCGAAACUUCGCACUUCAUUGCACGAGGUCAAGAUGCUACGUCAAGACUUGAUGCAGAAGAAUUAUUGUGUCGGCGCGAUGAAGCGCGAGUUCACACGUCUAGCUCAAAUCACGAACUACAAAGACCUGGAGAGUGCCGUUAAAGACGCUUACAAAGUACAUGUCAUGGGCGAAAUUUUGCAGAAAAAAAUGUCUCCCAAAACUUUCAUUAGUAAGGCGGCAAAGUCGCCUCAAAACCAGCAGUCGCCUAUCACUGGAACCUCAGUGUCCGACGAUGCACUGGGCUUCGACUGCAAGCAGUCGGUUGAUGAGUCUGCCAAGCAACUAGAGUAUAUGAGCCGCACCAUCCAGACUUUGCGAACAGCGCUGGAUCACGCAAAGACGCAGACUGAUCGUGUUCGACGCGAGUCAGUAGUAGAAGGAAACACGCUGAUAGACGAAUGCAACCGAUUACGAAUAGAGAAGAAGGAACUGCAAACUGAAAUUUGCGACCUUAAACAUACUUUGUACCUAACCGGCGGAUUCAGCAGCUUUGGUGAACGAUUGACCGAAUCGGAUGCCUCAAAGUUGCAGCUUAGUCAUUCGAGCCCAGAACUGCGGCUCACCUCUUUGUCGCAUUCGCCACAGCUUGGUCAUUCUUCAACUAGAGAUCAUUCUGCGAGCGUUGAAAAUUUACAAUCUGGACGAGCGACGCCAUCAAAGCAAGAGAGACUACAACGCACUCCGACUUGUGCAAGUAGUGUUUAUCCAAACCACAGCAAUCGAAGGUUGCUUCCGUUUAAACGCGUAGAGCGAAUUAGGCAAAAUGCAGCACAUGCUGAUAAUUUACUCAUUACCAUUGAGAAGCAGAAGCGUGACAUCCAACGCUUACAAAAGCAGAUCCAGUUGCUAUUAUCCGGGGCGGCUGACGUACCACUCAUCAAUCAUGAUGAAGAUGUGGCACGCUUGAUCCCGCUGCAUUCUUUCCCGCAUCCACAGACGAUAUCACAUUUUUAUGCGUCAAAAGAGGAAGCGAUGAUAAUCUCUCGGGCAGGAGUGCUGCGGUCGAUACCUCAAACGGAAUUUGAUACCGCUGCCGGUAGUGGGCCGCAAGGUCGACCACCAUCUGGUGCAAACGCUUUUUGA